GAGGUCAUCUAAAUGAGAAACGGAUGUACUGACAUUAUUCAUCUGUGCAGUUUGCAAAAAAUUAUUGAGCUGUGCUACAGAGACCUUUUGAGGGUCAGGAGCUCAAUGUGACAAAAGUGUCCAAUAAUCCAGGUCCUGAAGAACUGGUUUUUCAGGGGGUGAGAAACAGCGAGGAGCAAGCAAACCUGCGAUGAGCCCCCUGAAUUCAACCUCCUUCAUUAACGCCACUAUUGUUCGUCCUGAGUUCUUUUUCAUAAGUGGUUUUGCCGGUAUUUCCCAUGCAAACUACUACUAUGUCUUCUUGUGCUUUGUUUAUGCUGUGAGUCUACUAGGAAAUGCCUUUGUCAUGUUUGUGAUUUACACUGACCACCGUCUCCACAGUCCAAAAUACAUUGUCGUUUUUAAUUUGGCUGUGUCUGACUUGUGUGGAAGCACCGCACUUGUUCCUCAGAUGAUUGACACCCUGCUGUUUAAAUCACAUUUAAUCUCCUACGAGGCCUGUUUGACUAAUUCGUUUUUUGUUUUUGCUUUUAACACUAUGCAAUCUUUCACUCUCACAGUUCUGUCCUAUGAUAGAUUUGUUGCUAUAUGCUUACCACUGAGAUAUAAUGAGAUUGUGACUAGUAAAUCAGUGUUGGUGAUCACAGCCAUUAUAUGGAUGUUUUCAGGAUUUGCCAAUCUCAUACCUGUGAUAUUUAUCAGCAGAGUAUCAUUCUGCAAAUCCAUUGUGGUAAACAGCUAUUUCUGUGAUCUUGGACCCAUACACCUUUUGGCAUGCGGUGACGACACUCCAAGAGCUGUGAUGAACUGGACACAUCCUGUUAUAAUUCUAUGGUUUCCGGCACUUUUUAUCACAUGUACAUACAUCUGUAUAGCCAGAGCAUUAUAUAAAAUUUCAGAAGCCUCUGAGCGCCUCAAAGCCAUGAAGACCUGCACCUCUCAUUUGAUCUUGGUGAGUGUGUUUUAUCUUCCUAUAUGUAUCACCUAUGCAAUGGGCUCCACCAUUCAACUGAACGCCUGGAUAGUAAACAUGUCUCUGACGACUGUCUUGCCACCAGUGCUGAAUCCAAUCAUUUACUCUCUGAAGACAGAGGAAUUCACAGAAUCCAUUAAAAAGCUGUACAGAAGAAACAAGAUAAACUUUGCUGUAAGGAAUAAAUGAAUAAAUGUUUUAAUCACAAAUGACUGACUAGCAAUUUUCACUGUGCUCAUUUUU
Molecule: messenger RNA, 1216 nt
Organism: Anguilla anguilla (European eel)
Lineage: Eukaryota; Metazoa; Chordata; Actinopteri; Anguilliformes; Anguillidae
Product: olfactory receptor 1-like
Exons: 3
Coding region: 191-1162 (323 amino acids)
Biological process (GO): G protein-coupled receptor signaling pathway
Cellular component (GO): membrane
Molecular function (GO): olfactory receptor activity; G protein-coupled receptor activity
Source: RefSeq, a predicted model, not a curated record